Fimicolochytrium jonesii is the source of this 3432-nucleotide messenger RNA. RefSeq lists its product as uncharacterized. Gene Ontology annotation, cellular component: cytoplasm. The record is from RefSeq and is a predicted model, not a curated record. Gene Ontology annotation, molecular function: G protein-coupled receptor binding. Gene Ontology annotation, biological process: G protein-coupled receptor internalization; signal transduction. Bases 229 to 3108 code for a protein of 959 amino acids. NCBI's taxonomy places the organism in Eukaryota, Fungi, Chytridiomycota, Chytridiomycetes, Spizellomycetales, Powellomycetaceae. The transcript is spliced from 9 exons.
CUUCCCUAGUCCCUAGUCCCUUUCUCUCCUGGUGACUCGGGACUUUCCCACUCCGCCCAAAACAAGGCUGCAGAGAAGGAGCUCUCACUGGUCCAAGCCAUUCCCACGGAAAAACAACUUUGGGAAUCCCCAGGACUUUUUGCAACCAACCCCCGACCGUACACUCCGUCACAGUCUACACUCAAAGUCCUUCCUAUCGACCCACCAAGGUCGGGCACUCCCUCCCCCAUGCUCUCCAGCCCCACCAGCAUGGACCGUCCCCGCCCCCUCCAUCACCAAAUCUCCACCUCAACUUUCGGCGCCCACUCCGACUCCCGCGGCGCUCCCUCCCCAACUUUCAGCGCCCACUCCCACGUCGCUUCCCCCCGAAUGGCCGCUGCCGGACCACCUAAACAAAGCGUGCUGAAAUCCACCCCGAAUAUGGCGUUCAACCCGAUCCCGACGUCCCCCGGCAAAUCGUCCAAAUUGAAGAUCAAUGUGUUGCUGGAUUCGACGAUUUAUGUGGCGGGAGGGAACCUGCAUGGGCGGUUGGAGGUGGUUUCGUCGAGUAGUAAGAGUUUGAGGUUGGGGGAGAUUGCGGUGGAGUUGAAUGGGUUUGAGGAGGUAUCCGACAAAGACUACGCCCGUAGCCAAGCCUUCCUCUCCUCCCGCAUCGUCUUCCAAGGCGAUCGCCUCCCCCCCUCCAACGCCGUCCGCGGCCCCUCCGAGAACGGCUACUGGCAAGCCAACAAAGGCAAAACCACCUUCCCCUUCGCCUUCCGCCUCCCCGACGACGCGCCAAGCUCCUACUCCUUCCAGUCCCUCGCAAGCCUCCGAUACGUCAUCACCGGUGUGGUCCAGUAUCAGCAGAACGGACGCAGUGAUAGCUUGUUUCGCUCGAAGGAGGGGUUUGUGGUGGAGAAUUGGUAUAGUAGUAACAAUGGGGUUAUGACGAGCGAGCCGGUGAGGGCUAAGAAUCAUCGGAAGGUGUGGUUUGGAGGCGCGGGUGAGGUCCAUAUUGAGGGGACUAUACAAAAGUCCUUCUUCUGCUCUGGCAAUGAUGUCUAUGUCGAGUUGCGUGUGAGGAACGAAUCCAAACGAAGGGUAUCAGGCAUUAAACUCUCACUCGUCCGCAAGCUCCUCAUGGUCAAGGACGGCAAAAGCAAAAGCCAGACCACCGGCGAUACGAAGAUCGUCAGGGAGACUGUCGCGGAAGUGGCCUUCAAGGAGAAGGAUUUCAUCUUUGAUCCUGGAGAAGAUCGCGCGAAUAUCUUGAACAUGCAAAUUCCUCGAUUCGUGAGGACUUGCAAGCAUACGGCGUUGGCGGAAGUCGCGUGUAUGUUGGUGAUGUCCCUCAACAUGGGUACCUUCAACAAAGAGCUAGUAAUCGAACUCCCCAUCAACGUUUGCCACUCCGCAAGCAUCCUCCCACCCCCUGAGAUCGACACCCAAGCCAACAUGCACCCACAGCAUUACAACGUCAUCCCGGAUGACCCAGAACCCUUCCCCUCGGUGCGCAAUACCUAUCGUACCCGCAAUAAGAACUGGAAAGCCACCCUCCGCGCCCGCUCGGCUUCGCCGCCUAAAACCAUCCGUGGAGCGGCUUACGUUGUGCAUGCCGCAAAAGACGCGCCGGAACAAGACCAGGAUGACACCCGCGGGGCGCCCACGGGCCGGCGAGCGCUACCGUGGUCGGAUGAUGAAGGGGAUGUGCAGGAGUUCCUGACAAUGAGGAAACGGUUGGCGAGGAAGGCGCAGCAGCAGAUGGGGAGAGGAGUGAAUGAGGAUGUGGAGGAUGCGUCGUCACCAUUUGGGGGGUUGUUGAGGGAGUUGGCGCCGAAUUCGCCGUCGAUGGCGACGUUGAGGGGUGUCCCUAGUAAAGGGAAUAUUGCCAAAUCUCCCGCUUUAGAUCCAGCAACACCGAUCUCCUACAUCCCCGCCACCGAACGCUCCAAGUACAUCUCCAACAAAUCCAUCCUCCUCGACGAGCCCGCCUCACCCACUCAAGAAACAACCCACCCAACCUCGCCUCAAAGCUGGGGAACCCACCGCAUCUCCGCCCUCUCCACCGACCCCCUCGCCCUCCCAUCCCCAAUCAUGAAGGCCCGCAGACCGUCCCUCCCGCAGGGAUUGUAUGAGCCGACUAACCGCUCGGCUGCGAUCAAUAUGUCGGUGGUGAGUGGGAAUGGGAACACGACGAUGCAGGCAACCACGCCCCCUCAUCUUAGACAAGCGCGCCCGCUCCCCUCCGUACCUGCCGUAACAGCAUCGUCUCCCCACCGUGGCCGAACGAACGAAAAGGAGGACGUACCAGUGCAGUACCGCACCAUCUCCCCACCCCUCAAACCCCGCCCUGCAAACUACGUCCCCAAAACGUUACGUGACCCGAAAUCAUUACAAAAUAUCCGACAACCGGGCGCACGACCCGCGACGCUGAAACAGGUCGUGUCGGAUGAGCAUUUGAAACCGCCCUCCUCUUCGUCGAGGAAGCGUGGGAAUGCUGGGAGGAAGGGGGAGGAGGUGUCCCAGCUUUCGACGAUAGUGGCGGGUGGGGCCGGGAGGAAGGAUAGGAAUUUUUUGGAUGUGUCGUUUGAUUUUGGGGAGGAGUUUACAGGCAAAAACGCAAAAACAUCAACCCUCGCCCGCCUCGCCAACGGCGCGAACGGGAACAAAUCCGAACGCAAACCCAUCUCCGGCCUCUUCACAUCCUCCGCUUCCACCAGCGAUAAAGAGAACAAAAGCCCUGAUCGGUCCCACCACAUCUCACCACAACGGCCCGUUUACAGCCAACCACCACCCCACCCACAUCAGCAACAACGGGGGAGAGAACAAUCGCAUCAUUAUGUCGGUGAUCAAUCUCGUUCCGUGUUGGGUACGUCCCCGCCGAUGGAUAGGUCGAUUUUAUACCAGCAGCAGCAGCAGCCGAGGAUGGUCCAUAUGCAACGGCCGUAUCCGCGGCAAACGCAGACGGCGAAUGGGCAGGAUGUGGAGAGGGGACGGCCGGCUGUGGUGGAGAGGGGACGACAGGGCAAGAAUAAUGCGGCGCAACGGACGAUUUCCCCGAGGGCUAUGUCGCCGCAGUUGCAGGAGUAUCUCGCAAAGUAUUCUGAAGCUGCCAGUCGGGUCUGAAAGUGCAAUCCCUACCGCAAGGCGUUCUCACCCCAUUAUCGGCGUCGUGUGAGGCGAUGUGCGACAUAGGCGUAUAUAACAGCGGCGUUUGGACAGACAUUUUCAUAGGAGAGUUGUCCCAUAUUCCCUUUUUUGAGUCUCCCCUCAGGUCCCUACACGCCUUCCCCCUCCCCACGUCCUCGAGCUGAAACCUCGUGUACGGAUGUACAAGGAUAAUCUUGUCCCCCACAUCCGCUUCCCACCAUCCCUUCCGCUAUUCUCCCAUCCUAACCCAUAUGUUCCCGUCUUCCCUGUUCUAAUUUCAUUUUAUGCGUGUUUCUCUGU